Diachasma alloeum is the source of this 1170-nucleotide messenger RNA. Its product is annotated as proteasomal ubiquitin receptor ADRM1-like. The coding region runs from base 495 to 1055 and encodes 186 amino acids. Lineage: Eukaryota; Metazoa; Arthropoda; Insecta; Hymenoptera; Braconidae. Gene Ontology annotation, molecular function: ubiquitin binding; endopeptidase activator activity; proteasome binding. Gene Ontology annotation, biological process: ubiquitin-dependent protein catabolic process. Gene Ontology annotation, cellular component: cytoplasm; proteasome regulatory particle, lid subcomplex; nucleus. The transcript has 2 exons. The record is from RefSeq and is a predicted model, not a curated record.
AUGAUUAAGGUAGUAAUUGAAAAUUGUAGAGAAAUAUUAACUAAUUGACUAGUUGAAAAUUAUCAGUCAUCAAUUAUUAAUUAAUGAUUAUGGUUAUCGAUCAAUUUCAAUCGUUUUGAGCGGAAUGAAUGAGUGAAUAGGUCGUGUCGUUUCGAGUGAAAAAAAAGUAGCAGAGAUGGCCAUCAAUCAUUGGAUUCCUCAAUAUUAAGAGAAUUUGAACGUUACAUUGAUCAAGGCUUCACAUAUAAUCAUCAAAAUUUAAAAAUAUAAAACAAAUAAUGUGGAACUGCCAGUUAUCCAUUAAGUUAAUCUCAAAAACCCUAAACUAUCGAUUGAUAAAACAAUUUCGAAUAUUCAAUUGAUGAUUAAUGUAGUAAUUGAAAAUUGUAGAGAAAUAUUAACUAAUUGACUAGUUGAAAAUUAUCAGUCAUCAAUUAUUAAUUAUUAAUGAUUAUGGUUAUCUCUGGAAAGUGGAUAUUUUGUUAGACAAGUCGAUGGAAAAAAUAGUGAUACCGGAAUUUAUCGUGAAACUGAUGGGCAUGAAAUUUACCUGGUUGACUGAUAUCCUCACACUGGUAACAUGCUGGGGAAGUAAACGUGGUGUACGUAUUGUAUGUUGUUCACGGUCGGCUACAGCAAAGCUUAUUGUCCGACAGAGGGGCGUAGCGACUGAGCUGACGAAUACCAUCCCAGCGGCGAUUACGGCAACGGAAAGCCUGGAACGGACAAUGAGCAAGCACUUGCCACCCGGUGACAGUCUGUGUACCACGCUAUCGUCCCCACAGUUCUCCCAGGCGCUAUCAAUGUUCUGGUCUGCUUUGCAGUCGGGCCAAGCCAGCCCAGUUGUACGACAAUUUGGACUUGGGGCUGAUGCUGUCAAUGCAGCUGCCACUGGUAAUCUUGAGGAGUUUGUCAGUGCUCUCGAGGGCGAGGGCAAGUCAGGGGCCGCUGGACAAGCUGGCGAGACCGAGGAGAAGAAGGCUGAGGCUAAGGGCGAGGGAGCACCCAGCAGCGAGAAGAAGGACGAUGGGGAGGAUCCCAUGGCACUCGAUUGAGGAGGUUUUUUUUGGCUUUUUUGGGGAGGAGAGUUCGAUUUUUUGGAGGAGCUUUCGUUAUUAUUCGAUAAUGGUUUUUGAUCGUAUGGAUUAAUAAAUGAGAUUUGAAAGAUUU